AUGAGUUUCUUCAAAAGGUUUACGAGUAGUCAAGCCAAUUACUCACCCCUAAGUGCUAAUGAAUCGACACUUCCGAACCCUGUCACUCAAUCAUCCACAUCAUCCAAUCCAUUCAAGAAGACCUUCCAGAGAUUAAACCCAUUCUCCAACAACUCAGUCCAAUUAGAAGAUGACGAAAACUACGUCACUUCAGAACCUGGAUACUUUGAACUCUCCCGCUGGGAUAGAAUGUUAAUUUUUGGUCUUACAUUUGCUGGUUCAGUAUGCUGUUAUCUAAUUUGUAUACUCCUAUUCCCAGUACUUUCUUUAAAACCCCGAAAAUUUGCCUUAUUAUGGUCGUUGGGAUCUAUCUUUUUCAUAGUCAGUUUUGGGGUCUUACAGGGAUUCAGACCAUAUAUGGAACAUUUGUUCCUGUCUACCAGAAUCGUAUUCACGGUGGUUUUUGUGUCGAGCAUUGUGUUGACUUUAAUUAGUUGUUUGUCAUUGCAGAGUACGAUAUUGUCCAUGAUAUUUGCUGCAGUACAGCUUGUGGCCGUGGUUUGGUAUACUGUGAGUUAUUUCCCAAUGGGCAGACAGACGUUGAAUUUGGCUGGUGGUGUUGCUAGGAGUCAAGUUGAUAGUUGGAUUAAUUCUUAG
Molecule: messenger RNA, 636 nt
Organism: Hemisphaericaspora subhashii
Lineage: Eukaryota; Fungi; Ascomycota; Pichiomycetes; Serinales; Debaryomycetaceae
Exons: 1
Coding region: 1-636 (211 amino acids)
Biological process (GO): vesicle-mediated transport
Cellular component (GO): membrane
Source: RefSeq, a predicted model, not a curated record